CAUGCCACAGCUCAGGAACAAACUGUAACCAUACGUCAAUGUUGAUAGUUGUACAACAUACAAACAGAAGAUGUUAUAACAAGAAUUAGACAUCCAUCAUGCCAAGACGAAGGCUAAGGGCCCGCAGGUCAAGAGUGCGAUAUGAUUCGCCAGAUGAUUGUUGUACCGGCUGCUGUGCAAUAUGCUGCUGCUGCUGUUGCUGGAGUCGAUCAUUGGUUUCGAGAAAAUCUCGAAUCAAGAUGUUAUGGAUGUACCUUCUGAUUUGCGGAUUGCUCAUUGGUAUAACUGUAGGAGUCGUCUUCUAUGGCAGUCUAUUCUCAGAUUUUACAACCUCAGACAUGAAAGUUGUAAACCGAAGGCUAUCACACUUGUUCUGUGAUAGUGUUAAUAUUGACACUGCUAAUCCUACCAGUAAUUUUGCCUCUUUUUCUGCGUAUCUCGUUGAAAGUCCACUUAAAAUAGAACCAAACCUCAAAGAAAGUUAUGGAUUUGAACUGUCAUUUAAUUUUGAAGAGCGGUGGUCAUAUGCUACCCGUCAGUUUUAUCUACUGUCUGGAUCAUCGGCAAAACUGUUUUGUCCUCACGUUACUGGUGUAAUGGAUGUUGUCAUUAUUAAAGGUAAAUCAAAUUACACAGAAUUUAUAAGAGACUCCCCAAACUUUAACUGUAUUGGAUGUGAGUUUGCUCAUGUUACAUUUGGCAUCAGACAUUCUGGAACAUAUUCAUGGACAUUUUCCAACACAGAUGAGUACUUCUUUGUAUUCAUAAGUCAUGAAGAGAUGUGGGCUGAAUGUGAUCUGGAUUUAGCACGGACAGUGUAUCAAACUGAUGUCAGUACCUCCUCAUGCUUCAAAGUCACGACCUGUCAGUUUAGUCUUGAUUUAAAAGAAAGUCAUCCUCCCAAACAGGUUGUAGUGAAACUGGAGCCAGACAAAUCUGCUUCAGGUAACAGGUACAUGUACUCAACCACCUCUGUUCAGUCAACCUGUGUGGCUCGUCUAUGGGUCUACAUCCUCUUGUUCUUUUGCUGUCCAGCAAUUAUAAGUAUAAUAUUCAGCGUACUUAUCUAUAAAUGUUGUUCAGACAUGGAAGAAGAAGAUGAUGAUGACGAUGAGACUUCAGAUGAACAGUCUCCAUUGCUGUGGGACAGUGUGCCGAGUUAUUCUGGAGUUGUGACAGAACCUCCAAAGUAUGAAGAUAUAAUUGGUGACAAUGAUGACCGUUUACCUAGCUAUGAGGAAGCCAUUGCUUCUGGGACUGUCUCUGGAAAUCCUACAGUUACAGGAAAUGUGGGGAUAAACCAUGAAGAACCAUUUCAGAAUGUCACAGUGAACCAGACAAGUAAUCUUGGACAUGUCAAUGUCAUUGACCUUGACACUGCAGCCAGUGUACCUGACUACAAUGUGAAUACAACGGGUAACAUCCAGACAGCUGACCCUCUCAACAGUGUCUCUGCAGUGUCCAGUAGUGUAAACCUUGACGAGACUAGCCGUGUACUUGUGAUGAAUCUGUCUGGUGAGACCUCCACAAAUGACCUUGAAUCACCUCGAGUUGAUGACCUUGAAUCGUCCAGCAUUGACAAUGACUCAGGUUCUUCUGAUUCAACAGAUAUUGUCGUCCAUGGUGACAGUCCAGAACAAAUCAGAAAUAUUUCUACAGAUCCAGGAAUAGAUACUGCUACCGUGAGAAGCUGAACGAGAAAUUAUAACUUUUAGAUAUGUGAUUUUUCAAAGAAACAGAGGUAUUAAUUUCUAACAUUUUCUGUGUCUUCCUCUUUGAAAAAAAAAACAAAAGAAGUCUUUUCAGGAAGGCACAAUGUAAAUCACAGUUAGCAGAGAUGUCAUGAUAUUUAUAUAUACAGUAGGGCUGUUUUAAUAUCAUUCCCCUUGUUAUCCAAUGGCCUUGACAUUAGCAUAAGGGAUGUUAAACAGAGUAAGCUCCAUUGAGACGUACCUCUGUAUAGAAACUUUAGGAGAAGCCAUAGCUAAUUGUAAAUAUCAUGAAGGAUAAUUGAUUAUAAUGCUCAUAGUAUUUUGAGUACUAUUUAAUAGCAUUGAAUUUCAUUUUUGAGAGAGGGAGGGGGGAUGUGAUAAUUUUGUAUAAAGAUGUAUUCACUGUUGAUUAAGCCAGAUCAAAUGUGUCAUCUCCAUUAUUGCAAACUUUGCGGAUCCAUAUUAUUUUGAUAUUAUUUCUCUUUUUGGAGUAAAUCUUCCAUGUGUGUGUUAAAUAUGGUAAUAUGGUUACUAUAUUGAUAUCUAUUUAAUUUGUAUAAUCUACACUGUGAACUGUAUUAAGUUCUUUUUUUCGGAAACAAAUUUUUAUUUCCAGUUUUCACAACUAAUCAUUAAAAUCUUAAAUCUGUGCUUUGUAUUUAUGAUUCUUCCAAAGAUAUGGCUGUUAAAGCAUGUUGGACGUUUGUAUUUAAAUAACAAUAUUAUUCCACUCUUUAAGGUAAGAUAGUAUGUUUAUAUAUAGGGUUAGACAAGACAAAUAUCAUAUUUAAGUGCAAUUAUUCUUGUGAGAUUUAGUAACACACUCAGAAUACAGACUUAAGCUUUACUAUUCAGGAUGUUAUAUAAUGUAGAGUGAUUUAUCAUAAUCAUGUAUAUUGUAUGUGAUGUUCAGAUACCAUAUACAUGGAUUGUAUUUGUCCUGUUAUAGAUGUGAUUUACAUCUUCUACUUUGUGCCUGUGAGAUUGUGUGAGUGAUGUACUGGUUGUAAGUACAGCUGUACACCUGUGUGAGACAUGCACUGUAUCAACACAUGUAACUAUAUAACUCUGUGUGUAAUAUUCUAAUCAGGUUUGUUAUUAUGUAACAAAUGAUUAAUAUAAAAUGCAGCUUGAUGUAUGACUAGACUUGGAAAAACUUUUCCUAUUGUGUCUCUAUAUCAAGCAUUUAGAAAUAAGUAUUUAAUAACACGGGUGUCUGGCUUCUGUUCUGGUACACCUGUGUAUUAAUGGACGUGCUAUGUAUAUAGUUAUUUAAGUAUAACUUUGUUAAUACACAUGUGUAUUUGGUAUGACUUAGAUUGAUAACUGAGUAGUUAUGUAUGUGUAUGCGAUAUAACUUUGCUUUUAUUGUACAUGUGUGUAUGUGGUAUGAGUUAGUUGUGUCUGUGUGCAGUUAUAUAUGUGUACAUGGUAUGUCUUUGUUGUAAUUUUACACAUGUGUAUAUGUUUGUAGUUAUGUUCUGUACACAUGUGUGUUUGUGUAAUGUAUACGUAUGCGUUAACUUCGCUGUAGUGUGCAUGGUGAAUUUAUGUAUGUGUACAUUGUACACAUACAUGGUAGACCAUAAUUAUACACAAGUAUAUAUAUAAGUAAGGGUAGUUAUGUGUAAACAUGAUAUUCCUUAUGUAAGGUAUACAUAAUUUAUAUGAAUAUUAAUUACUGAU
Ylistrum balloti is the source of this 3398-nucleotide messenger RNA. RefSeq lists its product as uncharacterized. NCBI's taxonomy places the organism in Eukaryota, Metazoa, Mollusca, Bivalvia, Pectinida, Pectinidae. The record is from RefSeq and is a predicted model, not a curated record. The coding region runs from base 99 to 1694 and encodes 531 amino acids. The transcript is spliced from 2 exons.